UUUCAACUCAAUCCUGGAGGGAUCAGCUACUUUCCCCAGAAAAGCAAAGGAUAAAAAUGGGAAAAGGAAAGCAUCAGACGCACACUGAUGAGUCAACAAAAUGCUAAAGCCUGGAAAUAAAAAUAAGGUUUCAGAUCGAGAAUAAAGCAACAGUCAUCGCCUAAUUGCUAUAUCAUUUGCAAAGAAGCAUUAAAAGCAAUCCAGUCUAAAAGCUUGAAAUUUGCUCACUCCUCCCCAAAACAUUCCUCCACUGUCCCUCUCUACCUCUUGCUUCUUCUUCGAUCUUCCCUUUGUUCUUCACUUUUUCUUCACCCCGAAGUCUUCCCUUCUACUUCUUAUUCUUCUUCUUCUCUUUGAAUUAACACCAGCAAACAAUCACCAGAAGAUCUUCUCUUGCUCCUUCCUUUCUCUUCUUCAAUGGCAGAUGCAACAUACUGCACCAAAUACCAACAGCAAAAACAAGCAAAUCCAACCAAGUACUAUACUCAUUUCCUCUACAAAGCUCUCAUAGUCACAGUCUUUUUAAUUAUACUCCCACUUUUUCCUUCACAAGCCCCUGAAUUCAUCAACCAAACUCUAAACACUAGAGGUUGGGAGUUUCUCCACCUUGUCUUCGUUGGUAUAGCUGUCUCUUAUGGCCUGUUUAGCAAGCGAAAUGAUGAAACAGAAAAGGAAAAUAACAACAGCAGCAACCAGUCAAAAUUUGAUAAUGCUCAAUCAUACGUGUCUAGAUUCCUUCAGGUUUCAUCCGUUUUCGAUGAUGAUGUUGAUAGCUCACCUAAGUCCGGAGAGACCAAGGUCCAAACGUGGAGUAACCAAUAUUAUAGGAAUGAUCCUGUGGUAGUUGUAGCGGAGCAGAACUCCGUUCUUGAUAAAGAACAGAGAGCUACCAGCUCAAGAAUUGGUGAAAAACCACUCUUGUUGCCUGUUAGGAGCUUAAAAUCACGAGUCAUAGCCGCAGAUGUUGAUGAAACUGGUAAAGAAUCUACUGGUAGAUCUGCUUCUAUUAGUAGGUCUAAUUCUACAGGUUCUAAAACAUUUUCAAGCAAUUCGAGUAAACAGAAGGGUGGAGAGUUUGGAGGGUGGGAUUGUCUGGAAUUGGAAGAGAAGCUGAAGGGGAAUGUUGUGCUUCCUUCGCCAAUUCCAUGGAGAUCAAGAUCAGGAAGAAUGGAAAUGAGAGAAGAAGCAGAUAUUCCUCCUUAUAAUCUGCCUCCUUCCUCGGAGGAAUUUGAAUACAACAGGUCUUUUAAUUCCCAAGUUCCUCGAUCAGCACGAACCGGUUCUGCAACUUCUUCACCGAAACUGUCCCCUUCACCUUCAUUUUCUUCACCAAAAAAGUUUUCUACUUCACCGUCUUUCUCAUCCGAGGAGCAAGGCAAAAGUGCUGAGGAUUUUGUGAGGAAGAAGAGCAUUUAUAGGUCUCCUCCUCCUCCACCACCACCACCACCCCCACCCCCGCCACCAUCAAUGAAUCGAAAAUCAUCAUCAAUGAAACCAAGUUUUAGUGCUAUUCAUGAUGAGGCUUUUCUUGAAAGAGAACUGAAGCGAAGUUUCACAACUGAACCUAAAGAUUUGAACAGGGGUGGCAACUUAACAAUGCCAAAGUCAGUUAAGACAUUUAGAAGCAACGAUUUGCUUGGUGAGGCGAGGAAGGAGAAAGAAUUUGAUGACAGAAUCAACAGCAAUGCAGAAAAAAGAUUGAAGCAAGUUGAAGCAAGUGCAAUGGAGAGAAUAGGGAGAAAGACAGUGGGAUUUGAUCAAUCCUCAUUUAAGACUGAUAGGCAGAACCGUGAAAGAGUGACUUUUACGCCUCAGUCAACUUUCAUGGAGUUCCCAGAGGAAGAGGAAGAAGAAUAUGUGGAGAAAUUGGCCAUGGAAUCUGACGAGGAAUCAGGGACUGAGGAGGAGGGGGGGGAUGAGGAUGAGGAUGAGGACAUAGCAGGAAAUUCUUUUGCUUCAGGCAUAGCGGCAAGGCCAAAAAAAGAAGCAGCGGCUGCUAGCAGUGCAAGUGAUGGAGGACCUGAUGUUGACAAGAAGGCUGAUGAGUUCAUAGCCAAAUUCAGAGAGCAGAUCAGGCUCCAAAGGAUAGAGUCUAUCAAGAAAUCAAGUGCACAGAUAAGAAGAAAACCUUCAAGCUCAGAUAAAUCUUUUUUUACAACGGACACUGCGCUUACCCAAGGCUGAGGAUGGUAAUAGCGGAGUCUUUGCUGUUGCUUGGAAUUGCUAUCCUGUCCAGAUCAGUUUGGUCCAAUAAUAUUCUGCGAUGAUCGAUUUUCUUGUGUCCCAAAUGCCAAGACUACAAAGUUCUUUUGCAGAUUGCAGCGUAAACUGCAUUCCGCCCAGAAGCGAAAGAUGUAAUCUGAACCAGUUUUGAAACUGUGGGGAAAAACCAGUUUGUCAGUUAGCAUGCCAAUAGACUUUUGCUGCCCACAAGUCUUCACGUUUAAUCAUGAUCACGUCCGAGAUACAACAGAUUCGAUGGAGCAGGGAUACUUCUGCAACAUAGCCUAAUUAUUCAGAAAAUGUGUU
Molecule: messenger RNA, 2529 nt
Organism: Populus trichocarpa (black cottonwood)
Lineage: Eukaryota; Viridiplantae; Streptophyta; Magnoliopsida; Malpighiales; Salicaceae
Product: auxilin-related protein 1
Exons: 2
Coding region: 418-2184 (588 amino acids)
Source: RefSeq, a predicted model, not a curated record